This is a messenger RNA of Peromyscus californicus insignis, 3655 nucleotides long. RefSeq names its product BRCA1 associated protein (gene Brap). Lineage: Eukaryota; Metazoa; Chordata; Mammalia; Rodentia; Cricetidae. The record is from RefSeq and is a predicted model, not a curated record. Gene Ontology annotation, biological process: Ras protein signal transduction; protein ubiquitination. The transcript is spliced from 12 exons. Bases 168 to 1937 code for a protein of 589 amino acids. Gene Ontology annotation, cellular component: cytoplasm. Gene Ontology annotation, molecular function: nucleic acid binding; zinc ion binding; ubiquitin protein ligase activity.
GGUGGUUGUGGCUCGGCCGGGCUGCGCGAGAGGGCUGCCGCUGCUGAGGCGGCGGCCGCGGGUCGGAGGCGGUGGCGGCGCUGCCCACCGCGGGCCGCUCGGGCUCUGGGCUCGGCCCGCAGCCUUCCCUGAUCCCGCCGGGGCCCACGCCGACCAGCGCCUGCCCUAUGAGUGUGUCACUGGUAGUCAUCCGACUGGAGCUCGCGGGUCACUCGCCUGUCCCCGCCGACUUCGGCUUCAGCGCCGCCGCUGGGGAGAUGUCCGAUGAGGAGAUCAAAAAGAAGACUCUGGCUUCAGCUACCGCCUGUCUAGAAGGGAAGUCACCAGGGGAGAAAGCAGCCAUCAUCCACCAGCACCUUGGCCGUCGGGAAAUGACUGAUGUGAUUAUCGAGACCAUGAAGGCCAGCCCAGAUGAGUUGAGAGAGACAAUGGAAGAGAAGAAGUCUUCAGCAGCCUCCCUGUCUGCACAGAGAAGCAGAAAGCAGAGUGAGUCGGCGAACACAGCCCCAGACUCCCCAUCCAAGCAGCUCCCAGAUCAGAUUUCCUUCUUCAGCGGCAACCCCUCCGUUGAAAUAGUCCACGGCAUCAUGCACCUGUAUAAGACCAAUAAGAUGACCUCCUUAAAGGAAGAUGUGCGGCGCAGUGCCAUGCUGUGUGUGCUCACCGUCCCUGCCACCAUGACCAGUCACGACCUUAUGAAGUUUGUUGCCCCCUUCAAUGACGUGAUUGAGCAGAUGAAGAUCAUCAGAGACUCCACUCCCAACCAGUAUAUGGUGCUGAUCAAGUUCAGCGCACAGGCUGAUGCCGAUAGCUUCUACAUGGCAUGCAACGGCCGCCAGUUCAACUCCAUUGAAGAUGACGUUUGCCAGCUGGUCUAUGUGGAAAGGGCUGAAGUGCUGAAAUCUGAAGAUGGCGCCAGCCUCCCUGUGAUGGACCUGACGGAACUCCCCAAGUGCACGGUCUGUCUGGAGCGAAUGGACGAGUCUGUGAAUGGCAUCCUCACCACCCUAUGCAACCACAGCUUCCACAGCCAGUGUCUGCAGCGCUGGGAUGACACCACGUGUCCUGUUUGCCGAUACUGUCAAACGCCAGAGCCAGUGGAAGAAAACAAGUGUUUUGAGUGUGGUGUCCAGGAAAACCUCUGGAUUUGUUUAAUAUGUGGCCACAUAGGAUGUGGACGGUAUGUAAGUCGGCAUGCUUACAAGCACUUUGAGGAAACUCAGCACACAUACGCCAUGCAGCUUACCAACCAUCGGGUCUGGGACUAUGCUGGAGAUAAUUAUGUCCAUCGACUGGUUGCGAGCAAGACGGAUGGAAAGAUCGUUCAGUACGAGUGUGAGGGCGACACCUGCCAGGAAGAGAAGAUAGACGCCUUACAGUUAGAGUAUUCGUACUUACUGACAAGCCAGCUGGAAUCGCAGCGGAUAUACUGGGAAAACAAGAUCGUUCGCAUAGAGAAGGACACGGCAGAGGAGAUUAACAACAUGAAGACCAAGUUUAAAGAGACCAUUGAGAAGUGUGACAGCCUGGAGCUCAGGCUCAGUGACCUCCUGAAGGAGAAGCAGUCUGUGGAAAGAAAGUGCACACAGCUGAACACCAGAGUAGCCAAGCUCAGCACGGAGCUGCAGGAGGAGCAGGAGCUGAACAAGUGUCUGCGAGCCAACCAGCUGCUGCUCCAGAACAGGCUGAAGGAAGAGGAGAGGCUGCUCAAGGAGACCUGCGACCAGAAGGACCUGCAGAUCACUGAGAUCCAGGAGCAGCUGCGCGAUGUCAUGUUCUACCUGGAGACACAGCAGCAGAUCAGCCACCUGCCCGCAGAGACGCGGCAGGAGAUACAGGAAGGGCAGAUCAACAUCCCCUCGGCCCCCAACCCGCCCUCUUCGGGGGCCGGUGGGAAGCUGCCGUCCAGGAAGGGCCGCAGCAAGAGGGGCAAGUGACCUUCAGAGACUUGUCCCCGAGACUUCCUGGGCACUGCAGGGUGUGCUGGGACCUUUGCUGAGCGGGAGGGUGGGCCCUAAUAAGUAUGCCUGAGGACAAACUGCGGUCGUGUGGCUCCUUCAUUUGUGUGAUGUGAGGAGACUGAGAGGGUGGCAUUGGCAGCGCUUCCCAAGGUGGUGAGUCUCAGACCUCAGACACCUCAUGGCCAUUCUGCCUUCCAGCCGGGUGGCCCCCCUUCUUGUGUGGUUUUCCGUUGUAUUUAUUCAGUUGGAGCACUUGCAGUUGAGUUCCAGGGUAGGUUGAUGACAUGACGUGACCUCAGAGGCAGCAGUACCUAGCACUAAAGCACAGCACCUGCCUCCAGGAGAGGAGCCUGCUGCCCACUGCAGAGCAAUCACCUCUCCUGCCAUCCCUGCCUUCCUCUGUGGAGUUGAAGAGCUGCUUGACUGUCACAGAGAAGAGGCUAGAUUGUAAACCAGGCCCCGGCUUAUCCUCAGCAGCCAUCUUGCCUGGCUUGAGGGCAGGAAAAACAAGGAACUGGGCAGAUGGAGUCGACCCAGUGUAGGGGAGAUGGUGACAGCUCUUUUUGAUGACUGUGCCUGUCCAAUAAGAAGAGCCUUCCUGGCUCUCUUGGGCCCAGGUAACUGAGAAUACCCUCCAUCUAGCAGGAGUCAGCAAGGGGCAAGCCUGGAGAGAGGUCUCUGACAAGCUGAUUGUGUUGCUGGGGUCAGUGUAUACUGACCAUUUACAGGCCAGGCGCAUGUUCAGGUCGCAGCUAGAGGGAGCGUGGGCAGAUUUUCAGUUUCGCUUUUAGGAUAUAAGCAAAGGCUGCCUCUUACUCCAGACCCUGGCUGCAGCAUAUCAAACAGCCAUAUGAUACUUACUGUGACCAACAGAGGUGUUAUGUGCCUCUCUAGAACCAGGAACAGCAGAUAACUAGUAGCAUAGUAAUUGAGCAGAAUUGAAGGGACACCAUGUUGGGAAUUGGCUUCUAGAAGAGCCUGGGCAGUUAGGACAGCAGUGUGUAGUUCAGUUUAAUUUUCUGCUUUAUCAUCAGCCAAAGGUUUGAAGUGUCACACUUUAGGACUGUUUUCUUUCUUCCUUUUUUUUUUUUUUCCCUGAUUGGACCUCGCCCUUUGGCCUGAACGUCUGACAUGUUGUCACAGUGUUGCUUGUGUUGCUGACCACUGUCCAGUUCUGUGGAAUGUGCUGUGGCAUUUCCCAAAACCACACCUGUGACUGCAGAAUGAGUGUACUCAGACCUACGUGGCUCUUCCUGAGGGCAGCCCGGCUCUCCAGAUCCUCAGGCCUGAGCCGCAUAGGCACCUGGGGCCAGGGCAGGAGCAGAUCUGCCUCUCACAGAGCUUCCACUUUAUCCAGAACGCAUUUUACGCUGCUCCAGUCCUGGGCUCAGCCCCACUUGUCUUGCCCAUCUGACCUUGCAGAAGCUGGGGUGGGUGGUAGCAUGCUAAUUAAGAGAAUCAGAAGUCGUUUCCAAAGCUGGCUCCUCCUUUCAUUACAAUCCACAAGCAGCCCUGCCACACAGACGAGAGCCACACUCCCCAGCACAGGUCCGGGAAAAUGCCCGGGAAGGCUGUGGCCAGAGGAAGCAGCAGAUGGGCAGAGGUUUCCAAACUACUUGAAGGUCUUAAAAAAAAAUGUUCCAGGAAAACAAAAAUCAAGAUGUGUAAAUAAAAUGUUAUUUUAAAAGGUCAAA